Messenger RNA from Pogona vitticeps (central bearded dragon), 861 nucleotides. RefSeq names its product myosin light chain 6 (gene MYL6). Gene Ontology annotation, molecular function: calcium ion binding; structural constituent of muscle. Gene Ontology annotation, cellular component: myosin II complex. The record is from RefSeq and is a predicted model, not a curated record. Lineage: Eukaryota; Metazoa; Chordata; Lepidosauria; Squamata; Agamidae.
CACACGUUCAGGGCGGAAAGAGGAAAUCGUUGGAGUUGCCAGCCGGGAGGAACUACAGCCGCCGCCGCCUGCAGCAGACAUGUGUGACUUCUCAGAAGAUCAGACCGCAGAGUUCAAGGAGGCUUUCCAGCUUUUUGACAGAACUGGAGAUGGUAAGAUCCUGUAUAGCCAGUGCGGGGAUGUGAUGAGAGCCCUGGGCCAGAAUCCCACCAAUGCAGAAGUCAUGAAAGUUCUGGGGAACCCCAAGAGCGAUGAAAUGAAUGUGAAGACGCUGAGCUUUGAACAGUUCCUGCCCAUGAUGCAAACCAUUGCUAAGAACAAGGACCAGGGAUGCUUUGAGGACUACGUGGAAGGGCUGAGGGUCUUUGACAAAGAAGGCAACGGCACCGUCAUGGGAGCGGAGAUACGCCACGUCCUGGUCACCUUAGGUGAGAAAAUGACGGAGGAAGAAGUGGAGAUGCUUGUGGCCGGCCAUGAAGACAGCAAUGGCUGCAUUAACUACGAAGCAUUUGUGAGACACAUCUUAUCAGGGUGAAUUCAAAUGGGAGUUGGUGCGGAUGGUUCUGAGCGGCUGACAGACACCUCUAGCUUCUCCCAUGAAAACCUCUUCCAGUUUAUCCAUAAAAUGUUUGUGCCUUUUAAAUCUGUGUAUGAAACUAUGUACGGUUUUCCUCUUCUCCAGCCUCUUUAUUCCUUGGGGGAGCUAAGGAAGGAGUGAGGGAAAUGAUCCGAAGGGGGCUCCUCAGAAGGUGCAGCAAAGCAAACCUCUCUGGCUGGCUUGUCUUGCAUCACUUUGUUUCCAGAAGUAUUUGGCUCUUUCUCCCCCUCAAUUGCUUCAAUAAACAGGUCCAAAUAAGUAUC